Homalodisca vitripennis (glassy-winged sharpshooter) is the source of this 594-nucleotide messenger RNA. RefSeq lists its product as uncharacterized. The record is from RefSeq and is a predicted model, not a curated record. The transcript has 4 exons. The coding region runs from base 271 to 594 and encodes 107 amino acids. Lineage: Eukaryota; Metazoa; Arthropoda; Insecta; Hemiptera; Cicadellidae.
AAUGAAUGUGAUUGAAAAACUACUAGGUGAUGCCAAUGCACUGGAGCGUGAUUGGAAGAUAGAAGCAUGUCUUAACGUGUGCGAUAGACUUAGGAGGUUUGUGGAGUGCCAGCCGAGCAGCCUUCUCUCAGACCGAGCCAGGGGGCAAGUGUUGGACAGACUGUACGAUGUGAUCGGACGUCUCUUUAUGGACACCAAGUGUUUUCAUACCGUCUUGGUCAGAAGUUGACAACGAGCAGCGGAUAGAAUUUAUCCUGCGUUCUCGCAUUGAUGACCCUCGCUUCAUCGACAGGGUGUACACCACGUACCUCCCACGGAUAUGGAACGUCAAGAGCCACUGAGAAGGCGUACAAGAUGGUGUCUGGUGUCUACAAGAUUGCACAGGAGUCCAGAAACCUCCUGUGGAGUUUCAACUUAGGAUUUCUGAUAGCAGUAUCAGUUCUGCUUGAGGGUAGCGUGGAGGAUGCCAAGAUGACCUUGACUGAGGUCAUGAUCGUAGCCCGCAAACUAGAGCGGGACGAUUGUGCUUCGUUCGUACAGAGGGUAAGAUAUACAAUACAUUAUGAUUUGGUAAUGGCCGGAGUGGAGGUGUGA